Ambispora leptoticha is the source of this 132-nucleotide messenger RNA. The record is from the annotation of a GenBank genome assembly. Lineage: Eukaryota; Fungi; Glomeromycota; Glomeromycetes; Archaeosporales; Ambisporaceae.
AUUUUGUAUUAGAUCAAGGGAAUGGGGCUUGUUUUUCUGCAAUAUUUGAUGCUAGUAAAAUAUUUGGUAGUAGUGAUAUUUGGAUAGUAGGUGAUUCAUUUUUGAAAAAUGUUUACACUGCAUUCCAUUUAG